UACUACAAAUUCCAGUAUGCACUUCCCAAGUUAAAUGUUCGGGAAAACCCCUCGUAGCCGCAGUUUGCUUUGCAGAUAACACUGCAGCGGUGGCGGCUUUUGUGCAUUAUACUGAGACGGGCGCGAGUUCCUAGACUUCAGAUAACGGGCUGGUGCAUUUUGGAAAGUUUAUCUGAUCACAUACAACCAUUUAGAAUCUUCCAGCAAAAUGUCUGCUCUCGAUGAUCUUGAAACCGAAGAGGUCUUACCGUGCAUUCGCCUGAAAGCAUACCAUCCAUACCACGAAAUCAAAAAUGUGUUUCAGUUUCUUCACUUCAACAAAAAGAUGAAACACCGAGCAGACGAGGCCCUCAAGGUCGGCCGGGACUCCAAAAUGUGUGACAUCCAGUUGCACGACCUGCGCGUUUCCCGGAUGCAGUUUGCCAUCGAAGCUUUCCGCUACUUCAACAGCUCCGAACUUUCCUUUGAAAUAAAAAACCUCAGUCAGAAAGGGAGGCUGACGGUGAACAACGCAGAGCUGGAAUACCUGAACAAAGUGGAGCUGCCUAGGAAAGCCAUCGUCAGGUUUGCAGAAUUUGUUUUCCUCGUGGAAAAGGAAGACGGAGAGUCCACAGACUAUUUUGAAACGGUGUUUGAGCUGGCGGCCCUGCCACCCAGCUUGGAACUGAUAUGCUGCUCUUCCUUAAGUCCCGUCCCGGAAACUGGCCUUGCGUUCCCCGUCGCUCCAAACUCGGCGGUAGAGUUGGCAGAAGGUGAAUUCUAGUGACCGAGAUCCGCUGGAAAUGACGUUCUCAAACGACCGGGGGGUCUGUCCUCUACGGGUACCGUUUUGUAAUGUAAUUUUUAUAGCAUUAUGCAUGACAAUAUUCUUGAGCCAUGUGAUAUUAUUGUUGUGAGUUUAUUUAGCAUAUCAUGUCUGAUUGGAGGAGUAGGGAGAGUUUCUGUGAAUAUUUAUGGCAUUUUUAUUAAUUUAUUUUAUCUAACCCAGCGUGUAGUCUCUGUUUAGUACGGUAUCGGCUCUAGUAAAAGAACAAUUAUGAUACUUGCCACCAUCGGCAUAAUCUUCUUUUCAUAGCAUUAGAAUUAUUUACCAGUA
Messenger RNA from Erpetoichthys calabaricus (reedfish), 1096 nucleotides. RefSeq names its product TRAF-interacting protein with FHA domain-containing protein A-like. The transcript is spliced from 2 exons. NCBI's taxonomy places the organism in Eukaryota, Metazoa, Chordata, Cladistia, Polypteriformes, Polypteridae. The record is from RefSeq and is a predicted model, not a curated record. Gene Ontology annotation, biological process: canonical NF-kappaB signal transduction. Gene Ontology annotation, molecular function: protein binding. Bases 209 to 763 code for a protein of 184 amino acids.